UCUCUCUCUCUCUCUCUCUCUCUCUCUCUGUCUCUCUCUCUCUCUGUCUCUCUCUCUCUCUCAUAGUAUCUCAUAGUAUAUCAAUGUCAUACUGUACAUUUACACUCCUACACGCAUGGCAGCUGGGAAGAGAACCAUCCAGGGUGUAUGUGUGUGUGUAAGAGAGAGAGAGAGAGAGAGAGUGAGUGGGUGAGUGGGUGAGUGAGUGAGUGUGAGCAUACUGGAGAAAUCUGACACCAAGAACAUGUGCCUCAACUUUUCAAAUCUAGAAUGCUGACCAACUGUGUGUUGGUAUUUGUGUGUGUUUGAGGUGUUCAGUUAUACGGUUUCUUUCCUCUGGUUCCUCGACACUGCUGGAUAUUUUUUGUGAAGCUCGUUGAACACUCACACAGUGAUGGCGGGUAAAUCCCCUCCUGACCCCACAUUCAAUCCCAAAGAAGAAAAACUGAUGAUGGAGUUCUUAACACAGCAAAUAAACUUACUCCAGGAGAAAGCAAUUCUGCAGUCGUCGGUGCGUGAUGAAAAACUGCUGGUGGAAAACUCCAAGCUGAAGAAAGAUAUCAAUGAGCUGAAGCAACUGCAGGAGACACAGAAGAGGAAAACCAUAAAGCUCCAUCAGGAGAGGGUCCUGACUGCAUCAGUAGCUGCGAUGAAAGCUGCUAUCUUGGAGGUUCCUGCUCCACCUGGACCAACACCUGCAUCUAAACCUCAAAGAAGCAACACACACAGUGAGGGAAGACGGAGAAGAGAUUGCCGAGAAAUGGGUGGAGCCUCUAAACAAACUCCUGAAGCAGUGUGUGGUUUGGAGCGUGACUCGAGGCCUGACAUUUCCCGUGUGGACCUGCGGAUCGGCCGUGUUCUUACAGUUCGCAAACAUCCUGAUUCAGAGUCACUCUACGUACAGGAAGUGGAUGUGGGAGACUCUGUCCCCAGAACGGUGGUCAGCGAACUGGCCAAUCAUGUGCCUCCAGAGCAGCUGCAGGACACUCUGGUAGUUCUUCUCUGUAAUGUUCGGCCAGUGAAGGUGCGCGGUGUUCAGUCUCAGGCUCGAGUGCUCUGUGCUGUCAAUCAACAACGGCUGGAGCCUUUAGCUCCGCCCACUACAUCUCAACCUGGAGACAGAGUGACUUUCCAAACCUAUCCAGGUGAGGCAGAGAGAGAGCUGAACCCAAAACGGCAUGUUUGGGAGCGUUUACUUCCCGACCUGCGCACUGAUGAAAGGGGCGUGGCUACUUAUAAAGGUGUGGCCUUUGAUGUCAGGGGGAAGGGCCUCUGCAGAGCACCUACCAUUAGCAACGGCGGCAUCAAGUGAACGUCAUCACCAUGGUUACCAGAUAUACAAUUCUAGAAGGACAUUAAUAAUAAAAGAGUGUGAUUACUAGUGACGUUACUGCUUUCUACAUUUCUACAAAUUAUAUAAAGAAAAGAUGCUGUUGCCAUGGUUACCAUUAAAAACAGAUAUACAUCACA
Molecule: messenger RNA, 1470 nt
Organism: Silurus meridionalis
Lineage: Eukaryota; Metazoa; Chordata; Actinopteri; Siluriformes; Siluridae
Gene: aimp1b
Product: aminoacyl tRNA synthetase complex interacting multifunctional protein 1b
Molecular function (GO): tRNA binding
Source: RefSeq, a predicted model, not a curated record